AUGGGUCAAACAAAAAGCCAAUUUACUGACGAAGAACUGCAGGAUUACCAAGACUUAACAUAUUUCACCAAGAAGGAAGUGCUAUAUGCUCACAACAAGUUCAAAGCGCUGGCUCCUGAAAAAGUCGGUCACAACAAAAACGCCAAGCUCCCCAUGACCAAAAUUCUGCAAUAUCCCGAGCUGAGCGUAAAUCCUUUUGGUGAAAGAAUUUGCGAAGUGUUCAGUUCAAGCCGCGAUGGCGAUUGCACUUUCGAAGAUUUCUUGGACAUGAUGUCCGUGUUCAGCGAGGCAGCCCCAAAGUCGGUGAAAGCCGAGCAUGCAUUUAGAAUAUAUGAUUUUGAUGGUGACGAUAUGCUUGGAGUAUCGGACUUGAAGAAGAUAAUCACUAAAUUGACUGGUGAUCAUAAACUUACAGAUGCUGAAGUAAAUAUAAUAAUAGAAAAUGUGUUGGAAGAGGCCGAUAUGGAUGAUGAUGGUUCGCUUUCUUUUGCCGAAUUUGAGCAUAUUACUGAUAGAUCUUCAGACUUUUUGAGUGCAUUAAGGAUUCGUUUGUAA
Phyllotreta striolata is the source of this 555-nucleotide messenger RNA. Lineage: Eukaryota; Metazoa; Arthropoda; Insecta; Coleoptera; Chrysomelidae. The record is from the annotation of a GenBank genome assembly.